Messenger RNA from Arctia plantaginis, 1500 nucleotides. The record is from the annotation of a GenBank genome assembly. NCBI's taxonomy places the organism in Eukaryota, Metazoa, Arthropoda, Insecta, Lepidoptera, Erebidae.
AUGAAGGAAAAUGGACCUACGAGUGACGACAUGAAGAUUGACAAAGAAGCAGAAGGUGAUUUUGAAGAUGACUAUGUAGUUAAAUCAAUAGGGUCUAUAGGAAGAUGGCAAAUCAUUGUUUGUAUCAUAGUUGCAUCCAGUAGACUUAUAGCAUCGUGGAAUAUGCUUGCUAUAUUAUUCCUAACACCUACCACUGAAUUCAAAUGUAUAAAAUUCAAAGAUAAUUACAACGAGACCACAGAUGUUCAGCUCUCAAAAUGCUAUGAGAACUGCGAAGAGUACGAGUAUUACCAAGAUGUGUUUGAAUCAACGUUGAUAUCACAAUUUGGAUUGAUAUGCGACAGAGCAUGGAUGGCGAGUUUCACGCAAACGGCGAUGAUGCUGGGUUUAGUGUGUGGCAUUUCUCUUUUUGGUUGGAUUUCUGACAGGUUCGGCCGUAGAAACGCCUUGAUUCUCUCCACCUUCACUGACGUGAUUUUCAUGAUGACAGCGGCUUUUGCUCCAACCUACUGGACAUUCACUGCUCUUAGAUUCUUCGUUGGUGUUGCAAGUGGAGGUAUAAUGUCGAUUACUGCUGUGUUUACCAUAGAAAUUGUUGGACCAGCACAUAGAGAAAUGGCUGGCGGAUUAGCCUUGCUUCCGGAUAGUAUCUCUGAAAUAUUACUAGCUGGCUUUGCAUACUUUGCUCCGACGUGGAACAUUUACCUACUGGGAUUUAGUGGAACAUCCGUAGUGAUUGCGACAAUGUUAUUGUUUCUACCAGAGACCCCAAGAUGGUUGGUUACCACCGGCAAAGUUGACAGAGCCGUAGAACUUAUGACCAAAGCUGCCAAGUUUAACAAGAGAAGCGUUGAUGGUAUAAGAGAUACUGUGAAUAAAAGUGUCGAAGAACUUAACUUAAAAGAUAACGAAGCAGAAUCUCUAAAUUAUACAGACUUGUUUAGAACGAGGAAAUUGACUCUGAUCACCAUAUUUUCCUUUAUGAUAUGGUUUGUGACCGGCGUAUGCUAUUUUGGUUUAAAUCAAUACACUACAGUUCUUGGAGCUAAUAUUUUUUUCGUCGUACCAUUAUUAGGAUGUAUUCAGAUACCGUUGGCUCCACUAACAUCCCUAAUCACGAGGGUAUUUGGAAGACGAGCCUCAGCUAUUGGUACUUAUAUUAUUGCCGGGGCAAGUAUGAUCUGCCUGAUAUUCAUUCCUGCGGGUACAUGGGUAUCAACAAUGCUUGGUUUUAUAGGAGUCGCGGCGGCGUUUUUAAACUUUUGUGUGUUAUACAUUUUUGUUACUGAAUUGUACCCAACACCAAUGAGAAAUAUGGGUUUCUCAAUCAGCGCUGCAGGCUCAAAGUUUGGAGCUACAGUUGCUCCUUUUGUAGCUACUUUAAAACCACAGUGGAUAGCUUCAACUAUAUUUGCAAUAUUACCCAUUAUGGCUGCUGUUAUUUGCUUUUUAUUACCAGAGACUAAAGGUAAAAAAUUAAGUGAUACGGUAGAGAAGUAA